Acanthopagrus latus (yellowfin seabream) is the source of this 1800-nucleotide messenger RNA. Its product is annotated as bryoporin-like. NCBI's taxonomy places the organism in Eukaryota, Metazoa, Chordata, Actinopteri, Spariformes, Sparidae. The record is from RefSeq and is a predicted model, not a curated record. Gene Ontology annotation, molecular function: channel activity. Gene Ontology annotation, cellular component: pore complex. The coding region runs from base 185 to 679 and encodes 164 amino acids. Gene Ontology annotation, biological process: pore complex assembly; cytolysis in another organism; monoatomic cation transport. The transcript is spliced from 3 exons.
GGCUGGUGCCUAAAGGCCCUGAUUACCAAAGUCAAUAAAACCCAGUGUGUGAGCAGCUUGUGUGCAGAGUGACUUGAGCAUCACAUCCUGCCUCAGACCUGCACCAACUCAACUCUUCAACUCUGCAAAUCCCAAAAGCUCACAGCCAGCCUCUUCCCUUGCGGCCACUCGACAACUCAUCACAAUGGUUCAUCGCAAAUGCUACAUCGAGAUUAACAACAACUCUGGCUGCUACACUCUCGCCAAUCCAAGGGUGUUCACUGAGAGUGGCUACUGUGAAGUGCCUCUGGCACCCAUGGUGGGUCCCUGCUCCAACAGCAGUGCAAUGUUCAACAAGCAUGAAGGUGCUGCGACUGGCUCCGUCGGCGUCAUUACCUACGACCUCUUCAACCCCGAACUGAACGACUACAGCCACGUCAUGGCUGUCAUGUUCUCCGUGCCCUACGACCGAAACCUUUACUCCAACUGGUUUGCUGUGGGGAUCUUUGACAGAGGAAUCGACUGCGACUACAAUCUGUAUGAUAUUAUGUAUAAUGGAGAUGAAAACAAUUUUGUAAGAGCGAAGGCUGAUGGCUCCUGCAUUUCUUAUGAGGGAGACUAUAUUAUUGUCAGUGCCUCCAUGUCAGACUCAGGUGAAGCAGUCCUGAGGGUGGAUGUCAAUGACACUGGCAUGUAUUAACAUCCUACUGUUGUUAUGUCAGUCAUGUGAGAUGAUCACAGUCAUUUUAAUAAAAUGUUUAAAUAUGUGUGAAACACAGGCAAUUGAAGAAGUUGGUCUCCAGCACAAGUGGUGUUCAUUAUUCCAUAUAUUCUAAAUAUGAGUGCAUGACUGUACACUAAAUAUUGGUUAUGUCAGGCGUCGUUUUCAAAGGAAUUACAUUUAGAACAUGCUCCAAUCAGCAUGAUUGAUGAUGAGAAGAAAUUUUAAUCAAAAAGAGAGAUCUUCAUAGACUGAUUUUAUGUACCAAAACAAACAAAAUUUACAUUUAGUGGACACUUUUUUCCAAAGCAACUUAAAGCAAGUAAUUCAUUCAUGUACUGAUGGCGGUGGCUGCUAUGCAAGGUGCCAACCAGCACAUCAAGAGUAGUUUGGGGUUCAGUACGUUGCCCAUGGACACUUUGGCAUGCAGACCAGGGGAAUCGAACCAGCGACCUUCCGAUAACAAGACGCUGGCUCUACCCCUGAGCGACAGCCACCAGCAGACACCAAAAUAAACAUUCAGUUUUUGUUUUCAUGACUGAAUAAACUAAAAGAACAAAUGGCCCAUUUCAGCAUAAUAUAUGUUAUAUUCUUAAAUUAUAACUAUUGAUGCAUUAACAUGUUUGAUAAGGAUGAACUCAUUUUAAUAACUUGAUAUACUAUUGGGUAGCUUAACCUUUAGUGAUAUAACCUUGCUACAACUUGAGAUUAUUGAUAUAAAAUAUAAAUAAACUAAGUAAAGUAACCAGUAGGUCUGAUGCUAACACAAGCUUUAAAAUAAAUGUAGUGGAAUAAAAUUGUUAUAUUUGCCUCUGAAAUGUACUGGAGUAGAAGAAUAAAGUUUAGGUAUAAUGGGUAUAAAUCCUGGGUAUGUUUCUUGUGAGGGAAGCGCCAUCUCAUGGCAGCACCCUGUAACUGAAUGAAUGGCCGUGUUUUCACUGGAAUGCUACUGUCUUUUUGCACAGACCCCCUCCAGUUGCCAAAUGUGAACAGGGCAAUUAUGAUCUUCUUUUGUGGUAUAUAUAUUUAUCGUUGAGGUACCAGAAUGUCUGAAUAAAAACAUCUUUAAUAUAAUCUAUAACAGCAGCCAAUGUAAACUU